UUAUGUGGGUCUUACUAGAGGGGAACUAAGAGCCGUGAAGUUGAAAAGUUCUUUAUCUGAGUUCAAAGAUUUAGAUGAUUUUUCUUCAUGUCUAAACCAAAAUUUUAAGGUUCUCAAAAAUGUUGAAUCGGAGAAACUCUUAUUUUUUACCGAAGAAGAUCGCAACACACCGCUUUUGCCAGACGUCAUCAUUACAUCUCUGUCCACCACAGCGUCAAGACCGCUUGUUGUUCGGUACCCACUGUCUGAUGCAAAUACAUACGGAGAGUGGAAAUUUAAGGAUGUGUUUCAAUAUGUGCUGAAACAGGACCAUACAUCUCUUGACACUGUGCCAAGAUUUAAUCCAAACGAACUUCCUGCAAUAUACCCUCCGAUUAAUGACCAGGAGUUGGAUCUCUUCAAUAAGAAACUUGAAGAAAAAUACUAUACAUUCCGUAAUGAAAUAAAGAACGAGGCAACAUCACGCAAGCGCGAUAAACCAUCAACUAUUUUUGGUAUAGUAACUACAGGACGUA
Messenger RNA from Racocetra fulgida, 515 nucleotides. The record is from the annotation of a GenBank genome assembly. Lineage: Eukaryota; Fungi; Glomeromycota; Glomeromycetes; Diversisporales; Gigasporaceae.